Molecule: messenger RNA, 2498 nt
Organism: Sebastes umbrosus (honeycomb rockfish)
Lineage: Eukaryota; Metazoa; Chordata; Actinopteri; Perciformes; Sebastidae
Gene: mppe1
Product: metallophosphoesterase 1
Exons: 9
Coding region: 331-1518 (395 amino acids)
Biological process (GO): endoplasmic reticulum to Golgi vesicle-mediated transport; GPI anchor biosynthetic process
Cellular component (GO): endoplasmic reticulum-Golgi intermediate compartment
Molecular function (GO): phosphoric diester hydrolase activity
Source: RefSeq, a predicted model, not a curated record
GGAGCAGAGAGGAGAGGACAGUAGAUGUGGUUUUGUUCCAGCGGCAGGCUGCUGCUCCUCUCUGUGUGUCUCUCUCUCUCCACCAGCAGAGGACGGUUUUAACUUUUUAUCUGAUAUUUUUUUAAAUCAGCUGGACUCUCCACGGAGCUAUAUAUUUUUUUUUAUUAUUAUCUAGUCUCAGCCUUCAGAUCAACUUGCCAUGAGGAGCAUCCCCCGGCUGCAGACCUGAACAGUCUGUGUACUGGAAGAGAGAGGUAAGAUGCCUGAUGGACCGCUCCAUCACCGCCAGUGCGCCACUUCAGGGCAUCCCGAACAGCGAAUAACAAAGACAUGCCGAGGUUUAGCGCCAGAUGGAUGGUCGCGCUGCUGCUGAUCCUGCUGGUCGGAGGAGCCUUCUUCUACUGCGAGUAUCUCAUCUACUUCCCCACCAUCCUCAAGUGCGCCUGGCCGAAGAUCAGCCAUGCCCGGGGCGGCGGAGAGGGCAUCGACGGCCGGCCGAUGGACUCCACGGUCCGGGCCAUGGUGCUGUCAGACACACACCUGCUCGGAGCCGUCGGAGGACACUGGUUCGACAAGCUCAGGAGGGAAUGGCAGAUGGAGAGGUCUUUCCAGACCGCUCUGUGGCUGCUCAGGCCUGAAGUAGUGUUCAUUCUCGGGGAUAUCUUCGACGAAGGCAAGUGGAGCUCGCAGAAGCACUGGGAGGACGACGUGCGCCGCUUCCACAGGAUGUUCAGGCACUCCACUGACACUGAACUGGUUGUACUGGUUGGCAAUCACGACAUCGGUUUCCAUUAUGAGAUGGACUGGUUCAAGCUGCAGCGCUUCGAGAAGGUCUUCAACGCUUCCUCCACCAGAAUCGUCACCAAAAAGGGAGUCAAUUUUCUGCUGGUGAACAGCGUGGCCCUGCACGGCGACGGGUGUCCCAUCUGCCUGUCGGUGGAGAAAGAGCUGAUCAAACUCUCCAGAGACCUCAACUGCUCUCUUCAGAACUCGCAGUCGGGCGGCGGAGCGAUGGACAACUGUGAGGGCUCGCAGCUCUAUCCUCCCACACCCCCCGUCAUGCUGCAGCACUAUCCUCUGUACAGAGUGAGCGAUGCCGGCUGCACAGGACUGGACGCUGCACCGCCUGAAGAGCGACACCUGCUGUUCAGAGAGAAGUAUGACGUGUUGUCUAAGGAGGCGUCACAGAGGCUGCUGCAGUGGUUUAAACCCCGCCUCAUCCUGAGUGGACACACCCACAGCGGAUGUGAGGUUCUCCAUGACAACAAGUACCCAGAAAUCAGCGUGCCGUCCUUCAGCUGGAGGAACAGAAACAACCCCAGCUUCAUCCUGGCGUCGGUGUCCCCCGGCAGCUACGCUCUGUCCAAGUGUUUCCUGCCGGAGGAGAGCACGGUGAUCGGCGUCUACUGCUCGGCCGGCGCCUGCAUGCUGCUGCUCUUCCUGGCUCACUGUCUGUGGAUGAAGGGCCUGCUGCAGUGCCUCAGCCUCUGCCUGCUGGGGAAGCACAAGUCCCUUUGAACCACGUUACCCAGAGUGCACCAGGGCACAGAGCCAUGAGAGCAGAGUUCACCAGACUUGAUAAAUACUUGAUGUGAGGAUUUUUUGCAAAUGUGACAUUCUCUCUCUCUCUCUUCUGAACGGGUCGAAAAAAUCUGUUCUUACAACCUCGAUUUGUUUGUCCAAAUGUUUUCCGGCAACUGUGAAGGACACGAGUGUAUGUUUUAAAUCAAAGUUUUAAAUCAUCACUUCUGAUAUUGAUCAUGUGAUUAGAGCCUGUGAUGAUGUGGGGCCAAAUUGUUAUUAGAGAUCAUCACUGGUGUUUGUUUUACCUUCCUCGGGGUUGCCAGACGGGUGGAGCUUAUUGCACCAGGAAAGUAACCGUCACUGACUUUACAACAGAACUAUUAGAGUAGUACACACACACGUGACAUUAAGUAAGACAAAUCAAAUGAGUACAUAUGUAAAUACUAACUGUCCUGGUCUGAUUUAAGGUGGUAAAGUCAGAUUUAUGUCUCUUCACUCUGAUGUUAACUGUGAUCUGAUGCAUCAUUUCUCACACACUGUUUGUUUCUGUUGUUGACGUCCGAUAAUCCACCCGGGUUCCUUGUUUUUAUUAUGCAUAUCUGAAUAUAUUUAUUGCUGACUUUCUGUGCCAAAUGUUUGUGAGGGUUUUUUGCCAAAUUGUUGACAUUGAAAUGUUUCUGAUGAUGAAGUGUACAUAAUAAAUCAGAAUCUUAAGCUCUGUUUUUAGAGAGUUGUGGUUUAAACUAGAGGUUGAUAAUCAUUAUUAGGAGGUGCUGUAUAAUCAACAACUAAAGCCAUGUCAUUCUAUGGAUGAAAUACUUGAUAUCAUGGGAUGUUGACAUUUCAAAACCUGGAAAUUGGCUGCAGAGAUGGACACAAAGUCAUGGUAAUAGAAAUGAACGUGACUGAAACACAAAUGUGUGUUUGCAAACGCAAAAUCAUGUCAAAUAAAAAGAGCAGUAAAAGAAGGACAA